AUGUGGGAACGGGCCCCCCCUUCGCUGAUGCCCCAGAUCGAGGCACAAACCUGCAACAAAGAACCUGAUCUGUCCGGUGACGAAACAGAUAUGGAAGUUGGAGUCGAAAUGCGGGGACGAGGUAGCACUGGUGAAAAUCCAAAAAAAUUAUGGCUGGCUCUCUGCCUUUACGGGAAUCCGAGGGGGUCCGUCGCUGAGCCGGGCAGAAAAAUGGGUGGAGGAAAGGCGGUCAAGUAUCCACUAGCUGCAAAGAUCUAUGGAUGCCACGAACUGGUCCAAGCACUGCAGUUCGUGACCGAAGAGAGGCUCGGAAUGCUGAACAUGGCCAAGAUGAUCGGUGAGUGA
Molecule: messenger RNA, 345 nt
Organism: Penicillium canariense
Lineage: Eukaryota; Fungi; Ascomycota; Eurotiomycetes; Eurotiales; Aspergillaceae
Exons: 1
Coding region: 1-345 (114 amino acids)
Source: RefSeq, a predicted model, not a curated record